Molecule: messenger RNA, 507 nt
Organism: Cinara cedri
Lineage: Eukaryota; Metazoa; Arthropoda; Insecta; Hemiptera; Aphididae
Source: the annotation of a GenBank genome assembly
AUGUUGCUUUCUACCAGGAUAAAGAGUACAUACAUGAUUAACAAGAAAUUAUUAUUAGUCUUUUCUCUACUGCUAUCAAAGCAAUCCUUUGCUAGUGGGUUAUAUCUUAAAAGUGGAUAUAAUGGUGAGUUUUCUCACUAUGUUAGCCCUCUGCAAAUCAAGGAAAGUAAAUGUGUAACUGUAGAUGAUGGUAAUCAUAACAUAAUGAAUCUUGCUGAUUAUAACCCACGUUAUCACUCUGUGCUUUCUGCCGGUAUUGCCCUUGGUUAUCAAGGAGAAUCAGUAGGUAAGGGUGAGUUAGAGUUAAGACGUUCUCAAGUUAAGGUAGAUAAUAUUGGAUUGAUAGAAGGUCCAAUAUUUAUGUCAUACAAGGUAAAGGGUCAACAAGAAUUAAUGAAAAUAACUGAACUGACCAACGAUAGAAUUGAAAGCACAUCUAUCAUGGCAAACAUGUAUUAUCAACCGCACAAUGGNGUGAUUAUGCCAAAACAGACGGUAGUAAUAUGA